AUUACAGUAUCGGUAGCAACGUACUAUGAUCUAAUUAGUACUGCCAUUGUACUUGGAGAGAGGAACUGCAUGGGCUCUUUGUAGCGGUUCAGUCUUGUGCGUAAAGUGGAAGAAAACUUUUGGCCUACUUUCAGUAUCAACUAUUUUUUUCGGAAAACAAAUAAAAGGGGGAAAGUGAAGCAUGGCGACAGAAUCUUGGGAGGGCUGCAAUUUUUACUCCUGCUGUGGACAGUUGUACUUGGAGCGGCUGCUUUUGAGAGAAAAGUGCAGAAGAAAACAAUUGUUCUUUGAGGAGUGGUUCCUGUGUGGUGCGGUUCCAGUUGAUUUUUUUUUUGGUUCCGCCAGUAUGGUGAAACGGGCUGAAAUCUGGACGAGUGAAUUGCACCGAUUUCUGAUUUCUCCAAAGUUCUGUGCUUACGAGGCUCCAAGUCCAACUUCAGGAGUUUCAUACCUUGCAACAAAAUGUGUGGAUGUAAAGAAGCAUCAUCAAAAAUCAAAGUGGUUCAUGCCGUGGGGUCCCAACCAGUGUGAAAAGAAAAUCCAGAAGUUUUCUGAAGCUAUGCAGCAACAGAUUGGAGCCAAUGAUAUCGUGUUUGCAAUCCAUGUUCCACACCAAAGUCUUGAGAUGAGUUCCUGGUUUCAGUUUCUGCUGGUUGUUCUGCAGUUUGAGAUCGAAUUUCAAAUCGGCAAUGAGAUUAGCGAGGGAGCUGUGGUGACACUGGAUGUUUCGCUUGGCUAUCGUGAUGACCGCUUUAGUGAAUGGACAGAGAUGGCCCAUUCAUUUGAGAGCCGGAAACUGAAUUGUAACUUCUCAUCUCCAAAGCAUCAUGACAGUCAGGGUCAACUGUAUGAUUGUGAUCUGCUUCCCUUCAUGGAGUUGGGGAGUGUGGCACACAAAUAUUACUUGAUUAACAUUCGACUUCCUGUCAAUGAGAAGAAGAAUAUCAACAUGAAAAUUGGAAAGCACAAGGAUCUCAGGCUGGUGGGAAUCCAUCAGAAUGGGGGAUUCACAAGGGUCUGGUUUGCAAUGAAGACCUUCCUGACUCCAAGUAUUCUUAUCAUUAUGAUCUGGUAUUGGAGACGUAUAACAAUGAUGACUCGGCCCCCUGUUCUUUUAGAGAAAGUAAUCUUUGCACUUGGAAUCUCAAUGACCUUUAUAAAUAUCCCAGUGGAAUGGUUUUCCAUUGGAUUUGACUGGACAUGGAUGCUGCUGUUUGGUGACAUUCGACAGGGGAUCUUCUAUGCAAUGUUGCUGUCAUUUUGGAUUAUCUUCUGUGGGGAGCACCUUAUGGAUCAGAAUGAGCGGAAUCGACUGUCUGUUUACCUGAAGCAAAUUGUGCCGAUUGGUUUUGGUUCCUUCUGCCUCUUCAUUUUUGACCUUUGUGAGAGGGGUGUACAACUGACCAACCCAUUCUACAGUAUUUGGGCCACUGAUGUUGGUACCGAAUUGGCUAUGGCCUUCAUUAUAGUCGCAGGGAUCUGCGCUUGUCUGUAUUUCUUUUUUUUGUGUUUCAUGGUGUUCCAGGUCUUCCGAAAUAUAAGCGGCAAACGAUGUUCACUCCCAGCCAUGUCCAAAGCAAGGAGACUACACUAUGAGGGCCUAAUCUUUCGUUUCAAAUUCUUGAUGCUUGUCACAUUGACAUGUGCUGCCAUGACUAUUGUGUUUUUCAUUAUUAGCCAGGUAAAUGAGGGACACUGGAAGUGGGGUGAAUACAUUGUCCAAGUAAACAGUGCAUUCUUCACUGGCAUUUAUGGCAUGUGGAACCUUUACGUCGUUGCGAUCAUGUUUCUGUAUGCUCCAUCCCACAAGUGUUACAGUGAUGCUGAUCAGUCAAAUGGUGAUCUUGGAGUAAGUGGUGGUGAGGAGCUGCAGUUGACCACCACAAUUACCCAUGCUGAUGGACCAACUGAAAUCUACAGAUUGGCUGGCAAGGAAGCACAAGAAUAAUUAUUGGAAAGGAAUUGAGGAAAUCCGAUCCCAGCAACACAAGUCAAAUGAGGCUUUCCUGUCGAAUGGGAAAGCUGUAUUACACUGCUCAUUGUGUGGACAUUCUGUGAUAGGUACUUAUGUCACAUUUCUGUUGCUGGAGGGAUCUCCUUCCAAUAAUGUUACCACAACUUGUGAUGUCUGUGGAAGAUUCUAGAGUUGGCUUUCAUAAAAUGAGAUUUUUAAGUCUGAAAGAAUCCAUAUGCACAUUUUACUUGUCAAAGCAAAUCAUUGUCACUGUAGUUUAUAUCUCACUGACAUUACUUUCGGUAAGUAUAUAAAAUAUUGUAGCAUUGCUGCUCUCUGUAGGCAACCACUUCCAGUGCUCAAGGGAUUGGUCCUAAGUGAGUGUGCAAGAAGGAAAGAAAGAACUCACAUUUAACAAUGCCUUAUCAAGUCUCCCGAUGCCCCAAAGCACUUUGCAUGUAACAAAUUACAUGGAGGUAAUGGAUUUAGUUCCAAUCUUAUAAGGAAGGGCAUUAGUGCAGAUGUAACUCCUGAUAGACAUCAAUAUUAUUUUCAGUACACUCGCCUCUGCAUACACUACAAAAGCAUUGUUAAAACUCUGAUUUUUUGCAUACACAAACAGUUGCUUUUGGUGAUAUUAAAUACAUAUUAUUUUGAAAGAGGAAGCAAAACCUAAAGGAGGUUGAAUGUGGAGCUUAAUUUGUUGAAAUUGUUCUUGCCAGUAAAUACACAUGCUAGUUUAUGCUAUAUACAAAUAGCCAGAAGACUUGUGUAAUUGUAAACCAGCAUUGUUCAUUUUGCAAAUUCCAUGUUGCACUUUUCAUCCAUAGUCCACUUGGUGUUCAUAUUGUACCCUGGGCUUCCAUUCACAACUGUCAGAUGUUGUCAAAGUUGACAUUCUAUGUGACUCCCUUUCUGUCCAGUAAAAGGAAGUAAAAUAAUGCUUUAGACAGCAGAGUAAUUCAACAAUUACAUGAUCAAUCUGGAAUUUUGAGGAAAGUGUCAGACCUUCAUUCAAAUCAAAUACAGAUUAUGAGGAAUUGGAGGUGCAACCCACCAUGUUAAGUGUCUCACUUGAGCAAAACACUGGGUAUAUGACCCCACACCCAAAAACAUUAAUGAAUUUAUUAUACAGGAUGCCUUGUUCUGUAUCUCUUUCCCCCCUGUUUUUCCUUCCUUCCUUUACUAAAGAUGCUGGGUCCAUUACCUCUCAGCAACCCUUGGUACUUCAUCUGUGUUCUGCUCUGAAUAGAUUUUGGCUGACCAUUAAGCAACCAAACAAAGGUACAGCAACAAUCUGAUCAUAUCAACAAAUAUAUGGAUACAGAUCAGGAAUGUAACAAAGAUCUUUUUAAGAUUUUCCCUCCUCUUAGCCCAGGCUACCAUGAUCAAUGGAGACAUGGAAGCCAAUGAUAUAGCUGAGAUUAACAGAAGGGAAAAUGCUAAUAUUGUAUGUCCUUUUCGUUCAGUAUUACCAUAUCAUUAAUUACCCAACUGUGCCUGAUGCUUUUAAAGUGUUUCUCAUCUUGUUCCCAAAAAGGAAAAAAUCUUAUGUCAAGUGAAUAGAUGUAAAUUAGGACUUGAUAUCAACAAAUGUGAACAAAGAUGUCAGUCAACUAAUCAAACUUAGAUGUUGCAAAAUGUAGUGGAGCCAGUGGGGUGUACAAGGUUAAAAAUCACACAACACCAGGUUACAGUCCAAUAGGUUUAUUUGGAAG
Chiloscyllium plagiosum (whitespotted bambooshark) is the source of this 3672-nucleotide messenger RNA. Lineage: Eukaryota; Metazoa; Chordata; Chondrichthyes; Orectolobiformes; Hemiscylliidae. The record is from RefSeq and is a predicted model, not a curated record.